AUGCCUAAAAAGAUGGAGCUGUGGAUUUUAAACCACAGCUGCUGCACAAUUAUACUAAAGCAAAGGAAGCUGUAGUCAAACCCAACCCUGAAGGGAAUCAGCCACGUGGUGGUUGACGAGGUCCACGAGAGAGACAUAAACACAGACCUGCUGCUGGCUCUGCUGCGCACAAGCCUGAACAAGAACCCUGACCUGAGGGUCGUUCUCAUGAGUGCCACUGGGGACAACCAGAGGCUGGCUCAGCACUUUGGCGGCUGCCCGAUCGUAAAGGUGCCAGGGUUCAUGCACCCAGUACAAGACAAGUACCUGGAAGAUGUACUAAAGGAGAUGGGGCGUCAGUCUCAGAUCCCAGAAAGGGUGAAGACGGACAAAGAGAACGAUGCUACACCGGAUCUUGAUUUAGUCGCUGAUGUCAUCGAACACAUUGACAGAUGUGGAGAACCAGGUGCAGUGCUGUGUUUCCUCCCGGGAUGGCAGGACAUAAAGGCUGUUCAAGAGAAGCUCGAGGAAAAACCGCGCUUCUCCUCUGGCUCCCAGAUGAUCCUGCCCUUGCACUCAAGUUUAUCAGUGGCUGACCACCAGGCUGUGUUCCAGCGCCCCCAAGUGGGACAAAGAAAGAUUGACCUCGCCACAAACAUUGCUGAGACCUCAGUUACAAUAGAUGACAUUGUUCACGUGGUGGAUGCAGGAACUCACAAAGAACAGAAUUAUGACCCACGGACUAAGGUGUCCUGUCUGGAUACAGUUUGGAUUUCCCGUUCAAAUGUUACACAAAGAAAAGGGAGAGCAGGCCGGUGUCAGCCGGGACAGUCCUACCACCUUUUCUCAAGAAAACAGCUGGAAUCCAUGCCUCCCUUUCCCAUCCCUGAGAUCCUGCGCACCACGCUUGAGAGUUUAGUAGUGCAGGCUAAAAUCCACAGUCCAAACUCAAAGGCUGUAGAUAUCUUAUCCCAAGUAUUGGACAGCCCAGAGCCAGAGUCUGUGAGAGACGCUGUCCGUAAUCUACAAGAUAUAGGAGUCCUGGACAGGACCGAAACACUGACUCCAUUAGGGGAUCGUGUCGCCUGCAUGUCAUGUGACCCACGGCUGGGCAAAAUAUUAGUCCUAAGUAGCAUGUUUAGAUGUGUUCUGCCUAUGUUGUCUGUAGCUGCCUGUCUCACUAGAGACCCUUUCCACAACAGCUUGCAGAACAGAGCACUAGUCAACAAGGCCAAAGAGGCUCUGAGUGGCUCAAGCUGCAGUGACUAUCUGGUGUUCAGUAGAGCUGUUCUGGGCUGGAGGAAAGUUCAGCAGGAAGGCGCUGCUGUUUUAGUGCUGGAGUCUAUUGUGAAAUCACUGAAUUUAUCAGGAACUCUUUAA
Messenger RNA from Pelmatolapia mariae (spotted tilapia), 1359 nucleotides. RefSeq names its product ATP-dependent RNA helicase DHX30-like. Gene Ontology annotation, molecular function: helicase activity; RNA binding. Gene Ontology annotation, cellular component: intracellular anatomical structure; nucleus. Lineage: Eukaryota; Metazoa; Chordata; Actinopteri; Cichliformes; Cichlidae. The transcript is spliced from 8 exons. The record is from RefSeq and is a predicted model, not a curated record.